AUGCUCAAAACUGCUCAAAAUAAAAUAAAACUGUGUUCGGUCUUGCCUCUAGCCCGGUUCUGGCUCGACCAGUGCGGUCCGGUAGCUAGUCGGUGGCUCGGGUCAGACCGCAGUUGGCACCAGACGCGCGGCCGCUGUGUUCUGGUGCUGUGGCUGGUCUCAGCCUCGCACUCAGUUGCGCCGAUGGGUAGCUCACGUGCCUAUUGGCACGGUGCCGCCAGCUGCUCCUGUUUGAAAAAUUCAAACGGGCUCGACCUUAGCCCUCUUCUUGCUGGGAAGAAAAACUCGCGGCUUCAGGGGGCCUGUCGCUACAGGACCUGCUGCUCGUGGGUCGUUGGGGCUGAGAUAAAACGCCGGCGAAGGUGUUGCUCGCCGGAGAUGAUGAAGAGGGGCGGAACUUCUCUGACCGGUGUGGGGCUCUACUCGACAGGUCGGCUGCUGCUUACUCGCCGACGGAGGAAGAUGAGGGACGGGGCGCUGGUGAUUUUUGGGGAAAUUUCACGAUGGAGAAUCGACGGGACUGCUGCUGGCGGGAAAGGGUCGCACAGCUGCUGUGCACGUAAUCUGACAUUCAAACGGAGCUCGAUUGCUCGACUUGGAGGAAAAUCUGAUGUUGGAGACGAGAGGAUAGGUUAUGGGAGCUGA
Messenger RNA from Striga asiatica, 645 nucleotides. The record is from the annotation of a GenBank genome assembly. NCBI's taxonomy places the organism in Eukaryota, Viridiplantae, Streptophyta, Magnoliopsida, Lamiales, Orobanchaceae.